AUGAAGGACCAUGUGCAUAAAAUCCAACAGGCCAGAAUAAAACAGCGUGUGACACACACUUCUACUGUCAUUCCCAAAAAAGGCACAAUUCACCAACCCCUGAACCACUUUGAUAGGAAAGAUGACAAAACUUUCCCACAGAAAUUCUUUGUGAAUGACGUUUAUUGGCAGAGUUCUGAUGGACCAGUCUUUCUCUACAUAGGAGGAGAGGGCCUACUCUCUAAAUUCAGUGUAUUGUUCGGCCACCAUGUGGACAUGGCAGAGAGAUAUGGAGCACUGCUGGUGGCCCUGGAGCACCGCUUCUAUGGGCAGAGCAUCAACCCCGAUGGUCUAGAGACAGAGAACCUGAGAGAUCUCUCCAGCCAGCAAGCUUUGGCCGACCUGGCUGCGUUCCAUCAUUAUAUCAGCCAGCGUUUCAGCCUCUCCCAUAAGAACACCUGGAUCAGCUUCGGUGGUUCCUAUGCUGGAGCUCUCUCAGCUUGGUUAAGAGGAAAGUUUCCUCAUCUUAUCUAUGGAGCAGUGGCAUCCUCUGCCCCUGUUCAAGCUCAAUUGGACUUUAGCUCUUAUAAUAGGGUGGUUGGUUGUAGUCUUAUGAAUGAGGCAGUGGGCGGCUCUAAAAAGUGUGUAGCAGAAGUGAAAGGGGUGUUUGCAGCAGUAGAGGCAGCUCUGCUAACGGGGAAUGAGGUAGAGGUGGGAAAAGACUUCGGCUGUUGUGAGACCCCUUUCAAACCAGAGGACAAGAUGGAACUGUUGCAGAGUUUGGCUGAUAUCUUCAUGGGAACCGUCCAAUACAAUGAGGAGGGGGUUGCAUUCAGCAUCGCAGAACUUUGUCACAUCAUGACCAAUAAGAGUGAACAGAAUAAACAGAAGGAGGAGGCGUAUGACCGUCUGGUCAAACUAGCGGCGAUGUAUCGUGCCAGAGAGAAGGUGCCAUGUCUGGAUGUUUCUCAUGAAAAGCUUGUGCUUGAACUCAGAAACACUACAGCUACAUCCAGCUACAGACAGUGGUUCUACCAGACCUGCACUGAGUUUGGCUUCUAUCAGACGUGUGAGGACACUAGCUGCCCCUUCUCACGUAUGUCAACCAUCCAGUCUCAGACUGAGCUCUGCUCUCGAAUCUUUGACAUCCCUCAGGAACAUCUGCCUGUCCACAUUGACUUUACCAACCAGUACUAUGGAGGGAACCGGCCCCAAACACAAAGAGUGCUCUAUGUCAAUGGAAACAUUGACCCAUGGACAGAGCUAAGCGUGGUCUGGAAUGACACUAUGGUGGACAAUGACAGAGUCGUUCUUAUCGAUGGCACCGCCCACUGUAUGGACAUGAACUCAGAUAAAUCAAUGGAUAAACCUGCAUUGCACCAAGCCAGGAAGGAGAUUGGAAGACGUGUGGCCAUGUGGCUCAAAAGUGCAGCAUUGGCACCAUAA
Molecule: messenger RNA, 1425 nt
Organism: Sinocyclocheilus grahami
Lineage: Eukaryota; Metazoa; Chordata; Actinopteri; Cypriniformes; Cyprinidae
Gene: prss16
Product: serine protease 16
Exons: 11
Coding region: 1-1425 (474 amino acids)
Biological process (GO): proteolysis
Cellular component (GO): endosome; lysosome
Molecular function (GO): dipeptidyl-peptidase activity; serine-type exopeptidase activity
Source: RefSeq, a predicted model, not a curated record